GCACGUGCUGAUUUCCUUGCAUAACACGAUCUCGUGCGCAUCUGAAGGCAGAACUAGCAUGGCAGCUACAGAAGCCCAUAAAGUGCUUGUUUACGGAGGAAAGGGGGCUCUGGGGUCUGCAUGUGUGCAGUACUUCAGAGCUAAAAACUGGUGGGUCGCCUCUAUAGAUCUCAAUGCCAAUGAAGAAGCCAAUGCCAAUGUUACAGUUAAGAUGACUGAAUCCUUCACUGAGCAAGCCAACCAGGUGACAGCUGAUGUCGGUGAGCUGUUAGGUGCAGAUAAGGUUGAUGCCAUCUUGUGUGUGGCUGGAGGUUGGGCAGGAGGCAGCGCCAAGGCCAAAACUCUGUAUAAGAAUGCUGAUCUGAUGUGGAAGCAGAGUGUGUGGACCUCCACGAUUUGCAGUCACCUAGCAACCAAACACCUGAGAGAGGGGGGGCUGCUCACACUGGCAGGGGCUAAAGCAGCACUGGGUCCAACAGCAGGAUGCAUUGGUUAUGGCAUGGCAAAGGCAGCGGUUCAUCAGUUGUGUCAGAGUCUGAGCGCACCAAAUAGUGGUCUUCCUCCGGGAUGUGCUGCAAUAGCAAUACUUCCAGUGACUUUGGAUACACCCAUGAAUAGAAAGUUCAUGCCGGGUGGUGAUGUCAGUUCCUGGACACCGUUGGAGUACAUAUCAGAGCUGUUCUAUAAGUGGACUACAGGAGAGAGCAGACCUCCUUCAGGUACUCUGAUGCAGCUGGUUACUGCAGACGGAGAAACGGAGGCUACACCGGUGUUAUGAUUAAUAUAAUGUAUGAUAUUCAAAAUCCUUCAAAUCAAGCCAAUAACCCACUACUGUAUCUGCAUUAGUGACACUUUUUGUCCUAUUGCCUUUUUGUUUACAUGUAAACAUCAACAUACUGUAAAUUGUAGCUCUUAAAAAUAGGAUAAUUGCAUAAAAAUGUCAAAGAUAUUGUUUAGUAAAUGUGAUGGCAAAAUAGCAAUGAAACUGUUCUAUUUUGUUUCUUUCUUUUCUCUAAAUCCUACAUCCUUUUUACAGUCUGCUGCUCACCAUAGUGGGGCGCUGAUGGUUAAUUUAAUUACAGGUUCUCCUUUGGGUCCAUACAAAAAAGUGAUUAUGUUUUGAUCAGACUAGAAAGGUGAGUCAGCAUUGAAAAAAGUGCUUUUACUAAGUAAUGCAGUUUUAUUUUUUUGUGAGGAUCGGGUAUUCAUUAAGUAUUGCCUUUUUUUCUCUUUAUAAACUUGCUUUUAUUGUAACAAAGUACAAGAAUAAUGGUUCAUGAAAUGAGUUUUUAAUUUCCAGUAAUUUAGAUGAAAUGGAAAAAUAAUAAUAGGUUCCUGAGCUACUAGAAAAGAGAUGCACUCGAUGUUAAAAAAACAAAAAAUAAGUCAUUAGAGUCAUUCUCAUUAAACUCAUAAUGAGUUAUGUUGUAGAAAUAAUGAAGUAGAAUUUUUAAAUGGCAAAAGUAGAAAAUAAUAAUUGACAAAAACUUUGUCUUUUUAUAAUGUUGACAUAGUUUAACACUUAACACAUGUUAAUU
Sinocyclocheilus anshuiensis is the source of this 1538-nucleotide messenger RNA. It is a transcript of the gene qdprb.1, whose product is annotated as quinoid dihydropteridine reductase b, tandem duplicate 1. Gene Ontology annotation, molecular function: 6,7-dihydropteridine reductase activity; NADPH binding; NADH binding. The transcript has 7 exons. Gene Ontology annotation, cellular component: cytoplasm. The coding region runs from base 59 to 778 and encodes 239 amino acids. Gene Ontology annotation, biological process: tetrahydrobiopterin biosynthetic process; L-phenylalanine catabolic process. The record is from RefSeq and is a predicted model, not a curated record. Lineage: Eukaryota; Metazoa; Chordata; Actinopteri; Cypriniformes; Cyprinidae.